Penicillium roqueforti is the source of this 1167-nucleotide messenger RNA. RefSeq names its product M48 family metallopeptidase. Gene Ontology annotation, molecular function: metalloendopeptidase activity. Gene Ontology annotation, biological process: protein quality control for misfolded or incompletely synthesized proteins; mitochondrial protein processing. The record is from RefSeq and is a predicted model, not a curated record. The transcript has 8 exons. Gene Ontology annotation, cellular component: mitochondrial inner membrane. Lineage: Eukaryota; Fungi; Ascomycota; Eurotiomycetes; Eurotiales; Aspergillaceae. Bases 1 to 1167 code for a protein of 388 amino acids.
AUGCUCCGUCAAUCUAUGGCGCGUGCUUUUCGCAGCGCAUGCGCAUACCCUUUCUUAUCGCCGAAGCCCUCCACCAAGCUCAAGGCCGCUUCACUAGCAGCUCAAACGUCACGCUCAUACAAUACCCCAGGGCCUCAGCUGUCUAUUUGUUGGGCUCCCUCUCUGCUACGACAACCCCGACCGCGAUCACAGCUCUCAUUUCCCACACCUUGCCCAAGCAACCGGCGUACCUUCUCCUCAAGCCAUAAAUCCCCCUACCAACAAAGACGCAACCAAUACAACCGAUUUCGAGGCAGCGCCCGCCAACCCCUCGUCUUCCGCUUAGUGCAGAAUGCAAAGCCGCACCACUUUGUUGCGAUUGGCGUGGGGAUAUCCGGACUUUAUCUAUACAACACGGAGAUAGUGGAGAUGACCGGCCGACGACGGUUCAAUUGUGUCUCUCGUCACCAGGAGCUAAAUAUGGGUGAAGAGAGCUACCGCGAGGUACUCAGUUCCGAGCGUGGGAAGAUCCUGCCCCACAACCAUCCUCUUACUCGUAUGGUUGACGGCGUGCUGCAGCGGUUGAUUCCGCAGGUGAAUAUUGAGGGCGCUGAUUGGAAGGUUCAUGUUAUCAAGGAUGAUGGAAUGGUUAAUGCUUUUGUGCUCCCUGGGGGGAAGGUAUUCGUUUACACAGGUAUCUUGCCCAUUUGCAAAGACGAGGAUGGCUUGGCUGCUGUUCUGGGACAUGAGAUUGCUCAUGUUGUGGCUCAUCAUCCGGCUGAGCGUGUGAGCAACAGUUUCAUUACCCUAGGAGCUGUCUUCGCUAUCUCUUUCUUGUUCGAUGUCUCCGGGCAGUUUUCUUCUUUUCUUUUGAAUCUCAUGUAUAGCUUGCCGAACUCACGGACGCAAGAGGCCGAGGCAGACAAUAUCGGGCUAAUGAUGAUGGCCAGAGCCUGUUUCAACCCCGAGGCUGCCGUUAAACUAUGGGCUCGCAUGUAUGAACAGGAGAAACAGGCUCCUCCACAAUUCAUGUCCACUCACCCAUCGAGUUACAACCGAAUGGAAGCUAUUCAAGGAUGGCUCGACAAGGCCAACAUAAUCUACGAGGAGAAUGGAUGCAACUCUAUCAAAGGAUACAUGCCUGGUUUCCACACUGCUUAUAAUUCGCAUGUCUCAUAUUUGAGAUGA